AUGUCUCGUCACAGAUUUGUACGCAAUAUCAAUAUCCAAGAGGAGCUCGAGGACUAUGUAUCGGAUGGCGGAGAGGAAGACAUGGACCCUGCAGAAUACGGCAAGUAUCCCUUCGGCACACACUUGCGCCAUGUUGACCUCAUUGCAGAACAAUUGAUUCUGGGGCUGGAGCAAGUCAGAGUAGCGAUCGGAUCCCCAGAACAGUCAGGCCUGUCAGACCAGGAGGUCAAGGAUGCCCUGUAUUACUACCAGUACGACGUUGAUAAGAGCGUCAACUAUCUCCUGGAGGAGCAGGAGAGGAAGAGAGCAGCUCAAGAGCGCAAAGACCCGGUAGAAAAGCCUCUACCGCCUGUGCCCCAAGACGACGAAACCGAAGCCCUAGACUAUCAACCUGUAUACCCUAGCUUUGUCCCCCCUGCCAUGUCAGGUAGAUCCAACAUCCCGCUCAUACGAUUGGCGCAAAUGCAAGCCGAAGAACAGGAUUUUGAUUACUCGGAGCCCUCGCCUGAUUUUGUCCACACAAAUCUCAGUACGAUCGAGGAGAAGACCGAGCGCUCUGAGUCUGAUGUUAGUCUCACACCACGUCCUCGGGUGCCCAAUCUACCGCGUGUCUCGUACGCUACUUCGAUGACAUCAACGACAGACUACGGGCAAGUUAUUGAACGCACAUUGCCGAAUCCUAACGACGUUGUUCCGUCUCCAUCAACAUCGGCGCUUCAACGACUAUCAUAUCAUGAGCCUGCUCCCUCCGCAACUCCCUCUGGGUCACGAACUCCAUCCUCCAAGUCUCCCGAGCGAGGCACGCCUGUCCCUGUCCCUGCCAUGGAGUCCAUCCCGGAUAUACCUUCGAUAUUGACGAAGAAGUCCACGAUAAAGCCUGCUAGCGAGAAGAAGUCCAAGCUCUCUUCCCUCGCGAGUUCAAGGUCGAGUGCUCGGUCGAGCGCGAGCAGUAUCAGCUCGGGGUCAUACACAACGGACGACGGGGACGAGUCUCUCAUGACUUAUCCUGGUCUCAGACCCUCCGCCGCAUCCAUGAUGUCCUUCGCCAAUGAUGUCGACGACGCAUCCACUAUCACUGGUUCAUCGUCCAUGUCGUCCCACGUCCGUCGAGCGAUAGCAACUGCGCUGGAGUUGGAGGCUGUCGAUCAGGCCGUUGACAAUACGACACCUAUAGCUGGUGAGACUGCGCCACCGCCCCCGGGGCACUCUGUCGAGCAGCCUAGCCCCGCCCCAACUCGCAUAGAGAUACCAUCCCCUCCACGGCCUCAGGCGCCAAAACCUCCCCGUCGGGUAUCUCCAGCGGUCACAGCAACGCGCGAGUUGAGUCUGGCUCAGCCCUCAUCUCCACCACGAGACACCCAGUCAAGCAUAUCCACACAAUCCGUCGGGAAGCAGCCUUCCAAACUGGCCAUGUUAGCCCAGGCCAAAGCUGCGCAACAGCAGGGGCCGUGGUUGCCGAAGCCGAAGAAAGCAGCUCCUCCACCAUCUCACACUUCGUCAGUCUUGAACAAGACCCAUACCAAAUAUUUGCAACCCGUGGCCAACGGCGGCACUGCAACGACAGCUAUCACGACCUCCUACCAGACCUUCAGCAGCCUUAUGUCCAAAGAUCGGUCUAUGCUGCCGCCUUCGAUACCACCGGUCGCGCAGACGCCUGAUGCGUUGUCGCCGCGAAUAAGUAGUACGAAGGAAACAAAGCCGUCAAAGCUGACGAUGAAGAGCAAGGCUGCGCAGCGAAAGGCUGGACGUGAAUCCGAGCCUGUCCCUGAGGAACCACCGGCUGCACCGUUAUCACCAUUGUUCUCGCCACAAGCUACCCGCUCUCGUGCGUCACCCUCGCCGUUCGCCUCUAUUCUCGUCGAAGAAACCGCUCUGAUGACAAUCCAAGACACCGACAGCCAACACACGAGUCGCAUGGAGAGAUCGUCCAGUCGGUCACAGGGUAGUGCAUCUCAACACAGCUCGACGCGCAGCAAGUCAGAGAAGUCGAAACGCUCGAGCAAGCGCGACAGCUUGCUCCCUCCAGCCCCGGAGUUGGCAGCUCUUCGCGGCUUCGCCUUUGACGUACCUAGCCCGGAUGACAUCGUCUUCAACGCUCGGCGGGGGACAUCGCUCGCGCCACGCUCUGUUUCCGCUGCCAAAGAGCGCGAGAAAGCAGCCAAGUUGGCGCAGUCUAAGAAAGAUACGUCACUGGCAAAACCGACGAAGAAAGCUACAAUCGCUGCGACCGGCCAGAAUCCACCCGCUAAACAAACGAGUGGUCAGGCCGAGAUGGACAUAUCCGGUCUGAACCUAGCACCCAAGGACGAACCGAUUGUGGAGGAAGAACCGCCGAAGGUUGCCAUUGCCUUGGAUAAGCUCCUCGAGCAAGUGAAAGCAGAACUGCAAACUCAAGAACAGGCCGAGAGGCGCGGUCUGAGUCUUGUUGUGAUCGGUCAUGUCGACGCGGGCAAGUCAACCCUCAUGGGUAGACUGCUAUACGAGCUUGGGCGCAUGGACGAGAAGAAGCGAAUCGCCAAUGAGCGUGGCAGUAGUAAGAUCGGAAAGAGCAGUUUCAGUUGGGCCUGGGAACUCGACGGUACUACGGAGGAGCGUGAACGUGGUAUUACCAUGGACAUCGCUCUGCAAUCUUUAAGCACGCCGCACAGGGAGAUCACGAUUCUGGACGCACCCGGACACAAGGACUUCAUACCUAACAUGAUCUCCGGAGCCUCGCAAGCCGAUUCCGCUCUUCUCGUCGUUGAUGCUGCGACAGGUGAAUUUGAGGCAGGCUUCCAAAGAGGCGGGCAGACGCGGGAGCAUCUGCUCCUCGUGCGGAGCUUGGGUGUAAGCCAAGUCGUCGUCGCCGUCAACAAGUUGGAUCAGGUGCAAUGGGAAAAGACGCGUUAUGAGGAGAUAUGCGAUGCUCUAACACCGUUCUUGAUUCACUCCGGCUUCCAUCCUUCCAAAACCAAGUUCGUCCCCGUCGGCGCAAUGGCCGGCAUCAACCUCACGACCCGGCAAGGUCCUGAAGCUGCAACCCUAUCCAAGUGGUACUCCGGUCCUACGUUGACAGACCUCCUAGACGCUUUGGAGCCUCCAUCACGGAACGUAACUGCACCACUACGGUUCCCAAUUUCCAAUGUCUUCAGAGAACAGGGUGCUGGACUAGGGGUUGCCGGUCGUAUAUGCGGCGGCGUCGUGCAAGUGGGCGAACGCCUCCGCAUCCUGCCUGGAGACGGAACCGCGGUCAUAAAGUCGAUCAUGAGUGACGACAAGAGCUUGCCUUGGGCGAUUGACGGUGCCAACGUCAUUCUCUACUUGACGUCCGUCGACCCUGCCCACCUUGCCAUCGGGAGCGUCCUUUGCCGCCCUUCCGAUGUCAUUCCGCUAUCUAUCUCUUUCACUGCGAGGGUCAUCAUCUUCGACAUCGACAUACCCAUCACCGUCGGGGCAUCGGUCGAACUCUACCACCACUCACACGACGUCCCCGCAUCCAUCUCGAAACUCCUCGCAACACUAGACCGAGCCACCGGCACAGUCAUCAAGAAUAAUCCUCGUGUUCUAACGAAGGGCGCAUCGGCGGAGGUGCAAAUCUCACUGCGUGCUAGCGGCACGUCCGGUCCUUCCGCAAAGGCGCAGCCCAUUCCGAUAGAACCAUUCUCUGUGAAUAAGGACAUGGGCAGGAUACUGAUACGCCGUGGUGGUGAGACCAUCGUAGCAGGCAUCGUCCUGGAACUUACUCAAUGA
Messenger RNA from Rhodofomes roseus, 3729 nucleotides. RefSeq lists its product as uncharacterized. The record is from RefSeq and is a predicted model, not a curated record. The transcript is spliced from 14 exons. Gene Ontology annotation, molecular function: GTPase activity; GTP binding. Gene Ontology annotation, biological process: translation. The coding region runs from base 1 to 3729 and encodes 1242 amino acids. NCBI's taxonomy places the organism in Eukaryota, Fungi, Basidiomycota, Agaricomycetes, Polyporales, Fomitopsidaceae.